AUGGAUCCAAGACACCGCCAGCCUGCUCCCGUGCCACGGUCCAACAACGCCAACUCCAACUCCAUCUCGAAUGCAGGCUCCAACGGCGCCUCUCCUUUUCCUCCCGCCUCGAUCGUCGUGCCGCCUUCUCUGCACUCGGCCCAUCGCCACCCCUUCGCGACGCACACCUUUGCACCCGUCUCCGCGUAUGCCUCCGACCCUCGUCGGGCCUCAGACACCCCGUACUACCCGCCGGCCGGCCGCGCCAGCUUGCCAGCUCCGGAGCUUGGCCACAACCAUUCGCAGUCGCAGUCGCAGUCGCAUUCACACUCGCGCGCGCAGAGUACUUCGUCGCUCCCUUCGCUCCCGUCUGCCAGGGAGCACAGUCGCGUAAUGCCUCCUCCGCCAACCUCGCCCUCGCAGGGCCAGCCGCCGCCGCCGCAUCAUCAUCAUCACCAGCAGUCGCAGAGCUCCGUGAGCUACGGCCCGAUGCCGACUCGACCGCCUUCUCUUUCUGCUGGGCCAUCAACUUCGUUCCCGUCUGGAAGAGAGCUGCCGGCCUUGAGCUCGCUCACCAGGCCGGGUGGCGGCGCUGGAAGUAGCUCCAUGUCGAUAUCUUCUAUGCUUGGCGGACCGCCUCCAGCUUCCCGUGAUUCACAACCUCCGCCACACUACUCAUCUCACGGUCCUCCGCCAUCAUCAGGGCCGGGAUAUGGGCCUGCCAUGCAAGCUUCGCCAAGGUUGCCUUCUGCGUCAUCCGAAUAUCCCCCAUUUCGCCGACCUCAGACCCCUGACCAUCCACGACCAUACGAUCCCCGAGGCAGUGCUGCACCGUCACCUCAUGGCCCCUUUGCGACCACACCCGACCUACAACGAUACAAUACACCCCAGGGCUAUCACCAGCGUCACCCGUCUGCACCCGCCGAUACUUCGCGAGAGCCAGGGAGAAUGUCUGCCGGUCCGCCACCGACUCAAAACAAACCGCCGCCGCCGUAUGGUGGUAUGCCACCGCGGCCAUUGGAGGUGGGCCGAUCGGAUGACCCUUAUGCAAGACGAGAUGAUAGCCGGCCGCCCCCAGCCAUGGAAUAUAAUCCUGAACGGCCGGGUCUCAGGCCAUACCCUUACGAUGAACGGUUCCACCCCGAUAGAGAUCGACAGCCAGUUCCCGAGGCUCGUGAGAGAGAAGGUAGGGAGCGAGCGUAUUCGGGAGGGGCCGAUUCGCGCCGGCAGCAGCAGCAGCAUAUGUCUCCUCAUGAGUUGGGACAUCGAGACACUCACCCUGGACAGGCUGCUUAUGGGCGUCCUCCGGAACACCGAGAUACUCGCGAUCAGUGGGGACGACCAACUACUUCAGACCCGAAUUAUAGACCGCCCCUCGAGCAUCAACGACCUCAACACUCAGAGUACCCCCCUGCAUCCGGACCAUACUCUCACCACGGGCAGCCGUAUCAGGCUUCUCCCCCCGAUCGUUAUCCGCCAACCUCGCAUCCUCCUCAUCCAUCUGGAAACGCGCCGGCGCCACCUCCACAGUCCUACGAGGCUGACCGAGCUCGCAUGGAUCAAAUUCACCCUCAUCCACCUCAACCUCAGGGCCCUCCCCGCCGUGAAGAACCACCACCACCGGCUCCUGCGGGCUAUGGCACCUCGCAUGGCCCCUCUUUUGAUUCGCCUCGUAAGGAGAGUGACGAUCAUCACGGGCCGAAUGGGCUACAGCGAAACUUAUUGGCAGUACAAGAUAUUAAUCGCAAGGGUCGAAUGUCUCCUCUCCCGCAAGCAGUCCAAGGCGCACAACCACAGCAGCCUGGCCCUGCGGCCGAGCCAGGCAUCAAGAGUGAAUUUGGUCGCAUGUUUUCCGGCAUUGGGAGCGGCGUCAGUGGUAUCGGCAUGUCCAGCCCGGUAGCAUCUUCGGCCGCGACGGCGUUCCCAAGCCAAACCUCACAUCCUGCAGGUGCCAAACGCGAAGACAUUGAGAGUGUCGGGGUGGACUCUGUCGUCGACAAUAUCAAGGGCGCAAAGCCUGGAAGGAGACGAAAGUUAAAGGAUGAAGAUGCUCGUGAUGAUGAUAGUUCUGGCAGACUUACGCCUGCAGGCCGAGCAAACAAACGUGCCAAACCGCAUCAGCAUCAUCACCACCAUCAUCAUCACCAUCACCACCACCACGGACAAGAUUCAGUACCAUCACCGACGACUGCGGCUGCUCAGUUUAAGAAUCUUAAAGGCAGUACACCGACAGCUUCGCCGACUGAAAAGUCCCACCACCACCACCAUCAUCACCAUGGCCAAAAGACCGGGGCUCCCGCGCCGGCCAGCCAGACUAAGCCUGCGCCUCCUGUCAUACCACCAAAGACCAAAACAGUUGUAGCCUCCAAGCUUGUCUUGGACUCGGUCGCCAAUCGCGCAAGACAUCAUCUCGGAGAUUUCAUAUACGAACCCGAACUGAAGCCGGGUCGACUACUUCCAAACACACCCACACACAGAGGCUUCUCGUCGAAUCCUAAGCCGCUUCCCUGGGAUAUCAUCAAGGACAAGGAGAAUUGCAUACUGACAGUCAAGGUGCCGCUUAUACAUCUCUCUCCUGUAGCUCGCGAGGAAAUCACGGCGCGGGCCUAUCUGUGGGGCACAGACGUUUACACUGAUGAUUCGGACGUAGUUGCGGCUUGCAUCCAUGGCGGCUGGAUAAAGGGCGAGUGGACAGACGACGUUGAUACGGCCAUGUUGGACCUGGAACAGGGAACAGCUGAGGGUGGCAAGCGCAAGACCAAGAUUCCAACCCCAGAGCUGCCGAGUCGAGAAUCAGAAGGCGCCAUCACCGCGCCGCCGCCACUGGGACCCAUGGACAUCCCAGCAAACCGGGAUUUGCAUGUCAAUGUUUUGAUCCUACCUCGACUCGUUAAAUACUCGGGGUCUACGCGAUUUGGCAUUUCUAGCCGUGAGUUUGGAGGUCAAUACGGCAGCCGACACUCGGUUCACGAUGGCAUAAGCUACAUGAUCAAAAGCAUCCGAUGGGUAGAAAACGGUGCGCAGCCCCAGGCAAGGCUACGCGGCAAAGCUAGGAGAGAGCGCAUGCGUAAAGCAAUGAAGGAGGUCACAGCUAGCUUUGGCAACAUCCAUGGGCUUGACGUGGAGCAAAGCAAGGAAAGCAAUGCGUCGCCCCAAAGAGGCGAUAUCAUCGGCAACUGGAGGAAGAAGGACCAGCCGGAUGCGCCCGCAGAGGCUGUGAAUGACAAGCCGGACCAAGAGCGCGCAGCCAGCGAGGGAAACAAGGAGAACCGCGUAGUAACGGCGCAGCCUGGAAACUCAGAAGAGCCAGCCAAAGAGACGAAGAAAACGCCAGAUCAAGAUGUUGAAAUGACGGAAGCAGAUGCGGGGAAGAAAGAGUCGGAUACUGUCGAAGAAAAGUAA
Molecule: messenger RNA, 3381 nt
Organism: Metarhizium robertsii ARSEF 23
Lineage: Eukaryota; Fungi; Ascomycota; Sordariomycetes; Hypocreales; Clavicipitaceae
Product: Histone deacetylation protein Rxt3
Exons: 2
Coding region: 1-3381 (1126 amino acids)
Source: RefSeq, a predicted model, not a curated record